CUCCCUUUCUUUCUUCCUUUGAAGGAAUAAUAACUUUGUUUCCGUUACGUUCUGUUAUUUGCAGAAAUGGGAACCUCUGUGCUUUCCUCUCACGAUUGUCUUCAGCCUCGCUUACGUCACCAUGCCUUCUCCCUCUCCGCACCUUCCGUCAGAUCACAGACAAACCCUAACCCUAUCCCUAAUUCCAACCCUAACCAUAACCAGACUCGCCGGCGGAGACUCUACGACGGCCAUUUGUCCGGCAUGGUCGUCAAAGGCCCUGGCGCCAACCUCGUCAUGGGCCAAGUCAAGAUCCUCAAGAGAGGCGAGAAGCUCAGCCUCGAGGAUGGUGGCACGGGCCGUGUUGAUUCCAGCUACGAAGGUUUCGAUUUGGUGUUGGGAUCAACGGAUCGCUUGGGCCCGGAUCCGAGUUCCGUUCCGGUCCCCGGAUUCCUCGGGAAGAGAAACGGCGCCGCUGCUACCACCGGAUUGAGGCGCUUGCUGCGCCUCGAUUUGGCGUCGUGAUGACGAUGAUGAUGGUGAGGAUGAUCGGUUGAUUGGUUCUGUUGUUCAAUUUCGGUGUUGAUGAUGGUGGAUCGCACGUGAGAUGUCACGUAAGAGUGGUUGUUGGCGACUUUCAUAUGAUCGCGGGGUCUCGACGAGCUUCCUCUAUUUUUUCUCUUGUGGAUGACCGUUGGAUACGAGCGAACGAGGAAAAACGAUGAAAAUAUUUGAUGGCGAAAGGGUAAAGCUUGUAGGGGUCAUCAGCGUUUAAAUUUAGUCCCUUUAGAUAUUUGAUGAAGGGUUGAAGCAGUUUGAGAGAAGAAAAUGUUACCCUCUUGUAAAUUCAGCAUGCCACGUUAAUCUAGAAUUUGAGUUUCUAUCUAGUGUGUGUGUGUGUGUGUAUUUAGACUGUUCCUACUUUAGAUUUUCGUAGAAGUUUGUUGUCUUGGGUUUGGCUUCGUGAAUGUGUUAGGUGUUUUUGUCAAAUCAUAUACUGGAGCAGUUCGGAAAAUUGAUGCAAUAAAAUUUCUAGUAU
Abrus precatorius (Indian licorice) is the source of this 1018-nucleotide messenger RNA. RefSeq lists its product as uncharacterized. The transcript has a single exon. Bases 67 to 504 code for a protein of 145 amino acids. The record is from RefSeq and is a predicted model, not a curated record. NCBI's taxonomy places the organism in Eukaryota, Viridiplantae, Streptophyta, Magnoliopsida, Fabales, Fabaceae.